Messenger RNA from Rhincodon typus (whale shark), 1648 nucleotides. Its product is annotated as 4-galactosyl-N-acetylglucosaminide 3-alpha-L-fucosyltransferase 9-like. The coding region runs from base 411 to 1490 and encodes 359 amino acids. The transcript has 5 exons. Gene Ontology annotation, molecular function: alpha-(1->3)-fucosyltransferase activity. The record is from RefSeq and is a predicted model, not a curated record. Gene Ontology annotation, cellular component: membrane. NCBI's taxonomy places the organism in Eukaryota, Metazoa, Chordata, Chondrichthyes, Orectolobiformes, Rhincodontidae.
AUUCGCAGCACCGCAGUCUUCAGAACACAUCCAGGGUGACAGAUGAGGGGACACCUUUGUUCUCUUCUUUCAGCUGGGCCCCUCUCUGAAAGAUCCGCACAGUUGAUGGGAAUCCUAUUGUGAGCCUGAUUGAUCUGCGAUUUGGAAACAAAAGAGGAGUUGGGUGGCCAAAUUGGGAGAUGACCGUUUGAAAUCAGAGCAAAUCUGCAUUAUAUAUCAUUGUUGCUCGUUUGGUUCUGGAUCAGCAAUUCUGGCCCAGCAUCAUCAUAGCUCUGAGGUGCACUACAAGAAAAAUCAAGCCCACACAGCCUGGUGUACCUAGUGAAAAAGGUAGAAUUUCUUGAAAGCGUGAUAAGAGGAAAACCUCAGGGCUACAGAGAUCAGAAAAUAUACUGCCAGCAGGAGACAUUAUGACAUCAGUAUCCAAUAAAGAGAUUUUCCGUUUCCUGUUAAUGACCAUCAUCACUUUGAGCUGUAUUUUAACUUUUAUGUUGCUGUAUGUAAAACCAUCCAACAUCUGGAUUUAUACUGCACUGAAAUCUGCCACACCAGCACCAGAUGUGAACAACACUUUUGAUAGAGUUGCUGAAGAGAAUAAAACUAUUGUGCUCAUUUGGCAUUGGCCUUUUGGUCAGAAAUUUGAGCUCAAUUCUUGUAAAUCCAAGUUUAACAUCCAUGACUGUCACUUGACUGCGAAUAGGAGCCUCUUUAACAAGUCGCACGCUGUCCUUUUCCAUCACAGAGACAUAACUGGGGACUUGUCCAACUUGCCCACACAACCUCGGCCAACUUUUCAGAAAUGGGUUUGGAUGAACCUGGAGUCACCUAGCCAUGCUCCUAAAAGGACUGGACUUAACAAACUGUUCAACCUGACCUUGACAUAUCGGCGGAAUGCAGAUAUCGAAAUGCCUUAUGGGUCUUUGACAAUGAACAAAGUCCCAUUAGAUUUUAAAUUGCCCAGUAAAAGCUAUCUACUGUGUUGGGUUGUAAGCAACUGGAACGCUAACCAUGCCAGAGCGAAGUAUUACAAAGAACUAUCCAAAUACAUUAAUAUAAAUACUUACGGUCAAGCCUUUAGAAAACAUCUGAACUCUAAAGAUUUGAUCCCUACAAUAUCUAGUUGUAAGUUCUACCUUUCCUUUGAGAACUCAGUACAUGAGGAUUACAUAACCGAAAAGCUCUACAACACCUUGCUUGCAGGCACUGUGCCCGUGGUCUUGGGUCCAUCGAGAAAAAAUUAUGAAAAUUACGUUCCAGCUGAUUCCUUUAUUCAUGUGGACGAUUUCAAAUCAGCUGAAGAACUUGCAGCCUACCUGCAUAAGCUGAAUGAUAAUGAGGACUUGUACAUGAACUUCUUCAAGUGGCGAAAGUAUUACACAGUGCGGAUAGCUCAUUUCUGGGAUGAACAUGCAUGUAAUGUGUGUGAGAAUAUAAAACAGCAUCAAGAAUAUCGAUCAUUUUCCAAUUUAGAGAAAUGGUUUUGGAAUUAAAUUCCAGCAAAUACCAUAGAUCAUCUGUCAUAUCAAUGGGAUUCAAUUGACUUCUUUCCUCAAAAGAAAAUAUUUUCAAUCAAUUAUUUUAUUGAAGCCAAAGAUAAAACAUCCACAGGCUUCCAUUUUAUCUGGUUAUGUAAAAAUUUUUCAUGUUC